Paraphaeosphaeria sporulosa is the source of this 2039-nucleotide messenger RNA. Its product is annotated as allantoate transport protein. The transcript is spliced from 4 exons. Gene Ontology annotation, molecular function: transmembrane transporter activity. The record is from RefSeq and is a predicted model, not a curated record. Bases 1 to 1551 code for a protein of 516 amino acids. NCBI's taxonomy places the organism in Eukaryota, Fungi, Ascomycota, Dothideomycetes, Pleosporales, Didymosphaeriaceae. Gene Ontology annotation, cellular component: membrane. Gene Ontology annotation, biological process: transmembrane transport.
AUGGCCUCGCCCGAGGAGAAGAGACCGCAGGCGACGCCGGAUUCGCCACAAGACCCGGAAUCAGGCGCGAGCUCGCUUUCGCUGGACAAGGAUGUCGCGAUAAAGCUCGUGGGCGAGCAUGCGCAGGAAAUAGAUCCGGAGAUCGAGAAGAGGGUGCUUCGCAAGAUUGAUCUGUUUCUCAUUCCUGCUAUGAUUGUCGGCUACGGUCUCGUGUACUACGACAAAGCAAUAUUGGGUUCCGCAGUAUUGUUCGGCAUGACCAAGGACCUAUCUCUGAGCGUGGUUCACCACACCACGCCGCCAACAACCGACACAAAGCGUCUAAGCUGGGCCACGUCCCUCUUCUACUUUGGGAUGCUUGCUGGCCUCUACCCUAUGACGUUUGCGCUGCAACGCUUCAAUCUGGGCCGCAUUCUCGGCGGCGUCGUUAUCGUGUGGGCUCUCAUCUGCAUGCUGACUGCCGCGGUGACCACCUGGAGAGGUCUUUAUGCGCAGCGCUUCUUCCUUGGCUUCGUCGAGAGCGUCAUUCCAACGGGCUUCAUGUGCAUCGUCAGUGGGUAUUACACGCAAGAGGAGCAGGCCUUGCGGCAGAGCUGGUGGUUCUCAUCGACGGGGCUUUUCACGAUCAUUGGCGGCGCGCUGAACUACGGGUUCGCGCAGAUUACUGGGGGCGCGCUGAAGAGGUGGCAGUAUAUUUACAUCCUUGCGGGGUGCUUGACGUUCCUCUUUGGCAUCUUCUGCUUCUUCAUACCGAAUUCGCCGGUCGAGGCGUGGUUUCUUACGACGGAGGAGAAGGUAGUCGCGGUCGAGAGGCUGAGGAAGGGGCAGACUGGGGUGCGAUGCCAAAAGAUCAAGAUGGCGCAGGUCAAGGAAGCUCUCCUCGAUGUCAAGCUAUGGCUUAUCUUCGUCAUGAUGGGAUCGGCGUACACUGUCAAUGGGGCUGUAUCUGGCUUCGGACCCUUGAUUGUGUCGACUUUUGGGUGGUCCACACUGGAGUCGAUUCUGUGGCAGUUUCCUCUUGGUGGCCUUUGCUUUUUUGCAAUCCUGGCAUGUGGAUGGGCCUCUGCUCGAUUUCAGAACAUACGGAUCAUCUUGCUGAUCAUCAACUGCUUGCCGGUUAUCGCAGGUUGCGCAAUGAUCUGGAAGGGCAGCUGGACAUAUCAUGCUGGCACGCCUGUUGCGGGCUAUAGCAUCAUCGGGACCUUCGGUGCGGUAGUGAGCUUGACAAUUGUCAUCGGAAUGAGCAACGUGGCAGGAGCUACCAAGAAGAGCGUUAUGGCCGGUUCUAUUUUUGUCGCCUACUGUGUGGGCAACAUAGUUGGUCCGCAGCUCAUCAAGAGCGAGACAAAGAAGGAUCAUUACCCGGAGCUUUGGACCGGUUUGAUCAUCAGUUACUGCAUCACUAUCGUGGCUUCGGUCGCUCUUUACGUAGUCCUGUGGAGGGAGAACAAGAAGAGGGAAGGCCAUUCGGACAACGAAGAGGAACGAGACCGACUGGCGUUUUUGGACCUGACCGACGGAGAGAACCCAUACUUUAGAUACGUCCUUUGAUAGAGCGGAGGCUUUCCGCCUGUCCACAUGAACACGUCAUUACCAUCACAUGUCAGAUGGACCUACCGGAAAGCAUCGCCAGCUUCAGCUCGGGCUACAGCUACGGGGGGACACAAACUUGCCCGUGGAACGCGUAAUGGAUGUUUCGUUGCAGCUAGGGAUGGUAGACGUGUAUGCAGAUGCCUGGGAUUGGUCGUGACACACACUCGAAUAUGAGGCGGGGCCGGAACGUUUGCGGCGAGCGGGCCGGAGGGAGGAGACGACGGAUGAGGCUGACAUGGAACAUGGAGGGGGUGAUGUGCGAGUGCGGGCGCCAGUCAGCCAAGGCGGCCCCGUCCCGAACGUCUGGUUGACGGCUCGCAGCAAUGGCCAUUCACGGGCGUUAGUAGUCCGCCUCUUUGGCGUUUCCCUCUGCCCUCCUCCUGCGCUUUGUAGUACCUCAGCUGUGGUCACCUGCCUUUUGCGUGGGUUUUGCGACCAAUACCAUC